AUGAAAUUCAGCUUUAUCAUUUCGCUUGUCUUUGCCAUUGCCCUUACCGAUCUUACUGUUGCGUGGACUUCAGCCGUGGAAAUUCGGAAAAACAUGGAACGAUGCCAAAAAAUCUCUCUCGAUGAAUGUCCUGCAGCACGCAAAUGCGCCAUUGAAGAAUCGGAUGACGGUGGUACCUCUUGUGCUUAUGCUCCAAACAAGGAAGAUGAAUGA
Lichtheimia ornata is the source of this 213-nucleotide messenger RNA. RefSeq lists its product as uncharacterized. Lineage: Eukaryota; Fungi; Mucoromycota; Mucoromycetes; Mucorales; Lichtheimiaceae. Bases 1 to 213 code for a protein of 70 amino acids. The record is from RefSeq and is a predicted model, not a curated record. The transcript has 2 exons.